GAUCAUUUACCCCCAAGACUCCCCUCUACCCAACAUUCGCGCUACCCCUACUUUCUCACUUCUCUCAUCAAAAACCUCUACAAUUCAACAUACCACGUAACACAAUGGCCAAUCUUCCUCCCCGCCCAGCUUUCACCAAUCUUGGCGAUGGCGCCCCCGCGUACAACAGCCGUCGUCAGAGCGCCAGUCAGCCAAGGGGCGCGGGUGCUGGGAACCCUUCCCACGCCCGUCACUAUCACCCAUACGAUCGGCGAUUGAGCACGACACCACAAAGCUCUCCCAUCCCUCCUUGGCGCCGUGACGCCCCGCGGCAAAGCCGGUCGUCGGACCUCUCAAGUCGGCCUGCCCAACGUCGUCCCACUGCCUUCGCCCAGUCCCAUCAUGCCGCCGCCCCUAACGCCACUCACGCCCGACACCACACUCUUUAUCAGGGUCCGUCAGUGGCGUACUCUGCCGUCCCUUCCCGACACGUUGUCCCCCCCGGAACCACUGGUCCUCUCGCAGGUAGAAGCCCGCGGCACAACAUCACGUCCCCGGGCCACAUCAUGAGUAACUGGGCAGCAGUAAGCAGCCAACGGAGUUACUCGAGCAACAACAGCGGCAACAGUGGCUGGAUCACGAACAUCGCUGCGCACAACCAGGCUGGCUUUGGAAAUGCUGGUGGUCCGGUUCCUACCAGCCAAGCUGCGUCUCCGCAUCAUGGUCACCACCGCCCCAGCCGAACAGUGUCUCAUGAUGACUCACUGGGGUCGAGAGCUGGCACCGGUUCUCCGUUCCGCCUACCAAGUACACCAGGCAAGAUUGGGAUUGCUGUUGGUCCCGCUGGAAAUGCCAUGAGCCCGAGCACCACCAAAUCCCUCACCUCCCCGUCUUCUCAGAGCACAGGUACCUCCCCCCCCUCCUUUGUCGGCACACCCACCAAGACCCGGGCUCCCAAUCCUGUCGACGGCACUACGAGCGAAACAACGAGUCCGACGAGUGCCGUCCCUUGCGCCUCUCCCCCUGAGACCGAGGACCCAAAAGCUUGCCUGGGCUCACCCAGCGCAUACGGAGCAGCAGCUGGUUCUGGUGAAGAUGCCGUUGAACCAUCGGCUGUGGUCACGGACAAAACCACUAGCCCGCCGACAACACCGGCAGCCCUGGCCGCUGUCACCCCAAGGCCGGCGUCGAGGGCCGACAUCGUUGGACCUUCAGACCCCCUUGGCCCUUUCCCGUCCGCUGGGCGCGCCGACCACGCCGGUCCCGAUCUCAUCGUCCCCUGGCCCAUCUCUCCCCCCAUGGUCUUUCAUCCGGCCCCACAGUUCUCAAUGAACGGCCGCACACUGGUCUUCAAUCUAUCGGUGGCAGCAGACCAGUCCGACGAAACAGCCACGCUAUCACCAGGAUCGGGCGAAGAGGACCUGGUCAUUGGCGCCGGCAGCAGCAGCAAUGAUGUCGGUGGUGACGGUGAAUUUUCCCCUGUCUUUUCCCCUCUUCCCCGUUCAGCAGCUAUUCCUUCGAUCACAACGUCCACCAUAACCAACCCUAUCACCCUCUGUUUCGAUGCCGACACAAGGCUGGUGCUCACCCUCGGCCCAAGCACCCGCGCCUUCCUCACCACCCGCGCCGUGCUCACCUCGUUCACGGCUUGGAACCACCACGACCGCGGCCACAGUGACCCCAACUCAGCGGCGGUGUUGUACGACACAUCAGCCCAAGCGCUCACCGUCGACCUGGGCCGCCUGAUUCAACCUGAAUGCUCACCAGCCUGUCCCUUCCCCGUCGCCGAGCAGCACCUCGGCGCACUGCACGCCCUUCUCGCUGUGAUGCACCAUCACAACGACAACAACAACGCCAAUGCAGUGUUGAACGUGGACGAGCUCUGGCGGCUCGGCGGACUCAAGAACGCCCUCGGGCUCGAGAAGCGGUGGGUGGAAUUUCUGCGGGAAUGUAUGCGCGCGUUUGCGGGCGCCAUCAAGCGCGUUGGCGGGUGGUUGAACUUUGGGGGAUCGGAAGAGCUUGGGGAAGAGGAGGCAGAUCUUAUUGGUGGCUCGGAGACGAUGGAGAGGGCGGUAAAUACCUGCUUGGUGUUUGGCUGGGGCGAGGAGCUGCGGGUCGUGACGGCGCGGUUGGCGUAUGUUUGCGCCGUUGCGGAGGAUGAGGCGACCCGGGAGGUGGUGUUGCUUAAGCCGGGUGGGAGGAGAUUGGAGGUGGGGAUCUGUGGGACGGAGGUUGUUGAUGCCAUCCUUGCUGCGCGAGGGCAGAUCCUUGAAAACCUCUCCGCCGCAGCCCAGAAGUCCGUCCGCUCCUGGAUAACCCGCAUCGGCCGUCAUCCCUGCGACAACAUGAUGUGCAACACCAACCGCCUGGAGGCUCUCAUCACAGUCCUCCGCUGGCUGGGCCUUUUUCCUCGCGCAAACGUUGACACGCCGCUGCACGAGCUCGUCACCGUGCUCCAGUUCACCACGGCCAGCGACGCCGAGCUAAUGGCCGCUGCUAUCGAGAAUGACUGGGACGACGAUUCCAUGCGCAAGAGGUUCAACUGGCCGAUGUACAUCCGGCAGAGGUUUGGCGGUACCUGCACCAAGUGCGACGAGAAGUCGCCCACCAGCAUGCUCUUCCCACUGGAGGACCUGCUUUGUGACCUCACGUUUGAGAUGCAGGAUCAGCUGCAGAAGUACAUCGAGCUGAGGUGGCCAUGAAGUUUCCAGGCGUUGAAUUUUUGGAGUU
Parathielavia appendiculata is the source of this 2709-nucleotide messenger RNA. RefSeq lists its product as uncharacterized. The record is from RefSeq and is a predicted model, not a curated record. Lineage: Eukaryota; Fungi; Ascomycota; Sordariomycetes; Sordariales; Chaetomiaceae. The transcript has 2 exons. The coding region runs from base 105 to 2681 and encodes 858 amino acids.